GGCCGCAUGUGCGAAGUGGGGACGCGGCCGCCGCCGGCCGCCGAGCCGCCCGCGGCCGCCGCCGCCGAGAGGUGCCGAGACAUGGGAGAGCAGCCCAUCUUCACCACCAGAGCCCACGUCUUCCAAAUCGACCCAAGCACAAAGAAGAACUGGGUCCCCGCGAGCAAGCAGGCCGUAACUGUUUCCUACUUCUAUGACAGCACGAGAAACAGCUACCGGAUUAUCAGCGUGGAUGGAGCCAAGGUGAUCAUAAACAGCACAAUCACACCUAAUAUGACCUUUACUAAAACAUCGCAGAAAUUUGGCCAGUGGGCGGACAGCAGAGCAAACACUGUAUUUGGUUUGGGCUUUUCUUCUGAACAGCAGCUGACAAAGUUUGCGGAGAAAUUCCAAGAAGUAAAAGAAGCUGCGAAACUAGCAAGAGACAGAUCUCAAGAGAAAAUUGAAACCUCAAGCAAUCAUUCCCAGGAAUCUGGGCGAGAAACACCAUCUUCCACUCGUGCAUCCAGUGUGAACGGGACAGAUGAUGAGAAAGCGUCACAUGGCGGUCCUGCUGAUGCACAUCUGAAGUCUGAGAAUGAUAAAUUAAAAAUUGCUCUAGCCCAAAGCUCAUCCAAUGUAAAGAAGUGGGAGACGGAGCUGCAGACGCUGAGGGAGAGCAACGCCAGGCUGACCUCGGCCCUCCAGGAUUCCGCUGCCAGCAUCGAGCACUGGAAGAAACAGUUCUUGGCGUGCAAGGAGGAAAAUGAUCAACUCAGGAACAAGAUUGAAGAACUGGAGGAACAGUGCAAUGAAAUAAAUAAAGAGAAGGAAAGAAAUGCACAGCUGAGCAGACGUCUCCAGGAACUGGAAACAGAACUUCAAGACAAAGAGCUGGAACUGGAGGAGCUCCGAAAACAGGGUGAAAUUAUACCACAGCUAAUGUCAGAAUGUGAAUCUGUAUCUCAAAAAUUACAGGCUGCUGAGAAAAAGAACAAAGAUCUUGAAGAGAAAGUCGUAACACUAAGGACAGAAGUUGAAGAGAGCAAACAUAGGCAGACCAACCUUAAAACUGAAUUAAAGAAUUUUUUAGAUGUACUAGAUGGGAAGAUAGAUGAAUUACAUGAUUUCCGACAAGGACUGUCUAAACUUGGGGUUGACAACUAGAUGGCAAUAGAUUUUUGUAAUCUAGAGUCUGGAUGUUUGAUGUUUUCUUGAUCCCAAAUGUGUGUUUUACAAAAUAUAAUUAGAAUGUUCCA
This is a messenger RNA of Rhea pennata, 1238 nucleotides long. It is a transcript of the gene HOMER2, whose product is annotated as homer scaffold protein 2. The record is from RefSeq and is a predicted model, not a curated record. Gene Ontology annotation, biological process: G protein-coupled glutamate receptor signaling pathway; regulation of store-operated calcium entry. The transcript is spliced from 9 exons. Gene Ontology annotation, cellular component: plasma membrane; postsynaptic density; cytoplasm. The coding region runs from base 7 to 1146 and encodes 379 amino acids. Lineage: Eukaryota; Metazoa; Chordata; Aves; Rheiformes; Rheidae. Gene Ontology annotation, molecular function: G protein-coupled glutamate receptor binding.